AUGGUGAAAAAUGCCAUGUUACGAAACCGCUUCCAAAAGUUGAAAUCUUAUUUACACUUUGUGGACAAUGGAACUGUCAGUCAGCAUGCCCAGGAUCGAUCCUUCAAAGUAAAAGCUUUGUUUGCCGUACUCAAUAAUAAUUUUAUGAAAUUUGGACACGUCGUUGCAAAUCUAAGCAUUGAUGAAAUGAUCGUCAUAUAUUAUGGUAGGAAUAGUCUGAAACAGUUUAUCCGAGGCAAGCCUACACGCACUGAUCUUUUGAAAAGUCUUGGUGAACAGGGUUUUCGAGCUACAGGAACCAUACGAGAAAAUCGGAUAAACCACGAGUGUCCUUUAGAAGAAUCUAAAUCUAUGCGGAAGAAAGAAAGAGGCACGUCUGAUUUUGCAUUUGACGAGAAAUCUGAAAUUUUUCUGGUGCGAUGGAAUGAUAAUAGUACUGUCACUGUUGCUACAAAUUUCAGCACUUUAGAACCAUUCUUUGAUGUGAAGAGGCGAGUGAGAGGACACAAAGAUAAAUUUAACGUGAAGAUGCCAAAUCUGAUUAAUUCUUACAAGAAACAUAUAGGCGGUGUGGAUCACCACGACUGGUUGGCUGGACUUUAUUUCAUUAAAAUUCGUGGAAAAAAGUUUUACUGGUCAAUUUUUAUACGUUCUAUGAAUAUGGCUAUGGUAAACGCCUGGGUAAUUCACAAAACUCUGAACACAAAUGAAGCUCUAAACUUGAAGGAGUUCCGAAGAGCUGUAACAACAGUUUAUCUAAAAAAACUGUGA
Messenger RNA from Stegodyphus dumicola, 771 nucleotides. Its product is annotated as piggyBac transposable element-derived protein 3-like. NCBI's taxonomy places the organism in Eukaryota, Metazoa, Arthropoda, Arachnida, Araneae, Eresidae. The record is from RefSeq and is a predicted model, not a curated record.